This is a messenger RNA of Thrips palmi, 2015 nucleotides long. RefSeq lists its product as uncharacterized. The coding region runs from base 364 to 1704 and encodes 446 amino acids. Gene Ontology annotation, molecular function: protein binding. The transcript has 4 exons. The record is from RefSeq and is a predicted model, not a curated record. Lineage: Eukaryota; Metazoa; Arthropoda; Insecta; Thysanoptera; Thripidae.
CACGCAAAAUUUCCGAGAAGCGCGUCUUCAGCGCCGUACUGUCGCUCCCGAAGAUAUAUGUUUUUACGAAAGUCUCACGUUGGAUCCUCUUGAUUUCUUCUUCACUACCGGCCCAGCUCUUUCGCGUGUACCCUAUUUCAUCUAUGUCACCGUGUGAUUCAACUUACCCCUAGCUGCUCCUCCCCUUCUCCUGUGCGGCUGGUCAGCGUUGGCGACAGGUCUCUACGACAGGAUUACCGACUUUCCAGAUUCCUAGGAAGGCAGUCUUCGCAGCUUUGAAGAUUGGCUCAGACAGUGGAAGACGGCGUCAACCUUCAUUCGAAGCUUCAGCUGUUGCAAAUCGCGCCCGUACUCUCAGUCAACAUGGUCCAUUCUGAGUUCCUGUCGCUGCCAGACGACGCGCUGCUGGUCGUGCUGGCCUUCCUGACUCCGAGGGAGCUCUUCGCCUGCCGCACCGUUUGUCGCCGCCUCCGCGACAUCUGCGAGCACAGAGACCUGUGGAGGAAGGUUCAUGUGUGGGACGAUGACGCAGGCGUGCUGCUCGCCGCGCUGGCCGUCGCCCCAUGCCUCAAGGGAAUGCACCUAUCGUCGCCCCUCGCGGCUUUGGACCUGGCCUCACUUGUGCCGGGUAGCACUUGUGUCGUCGACGGCCUUUCUUUCGAUUUAGCUACUGAGAACGAUGUUCUUCUGGCCAUUGAUGUUUUGUUGCAUCUUUCCUCUGUCGGAGGCGUGAGAGAGCUCUAUAUCGAAUGGGGCGGGGAGCCCCCCGUCAAGACUCUCACAAAGCUCGCAGAGGCCAUCUGUUCCUUGCCCGGCCUUUUGUAUUUUGACUUUCACUAUCCGUUUGAAGAGCCUCUUCAGGUUACCUUGCGUAAUCUUGAUGUUGAGGUGAUGCCAACCCUUAAAAGACUCGAAAUCAUUGGAGACAGAAUGGAUCCCUUCGCUGAAUAUUUGCUUAAAAAGCAUGCAGAUACACUUCAAGAAGUUCGGGUUUACUUUAGGGAUGUUCCCGUGUCGUUGCUGAUGGUGUUGCCCAGGCUCCGAUCCUUGGCUUGUAUGUCGCAUAAGGAUUUGGCUCAGUUGUCGAAUCUGGAAAACCUCGAUUCAUUCGAGUUACUGUACGACCUCGACGAAGUGCCUAAAGAAAAGGACGUCUUCUGUCCCGGCACACUCAAGUUCCUACGUCGGGCGUCGCAUCUUAAAAGUGUGACAAUGCCAUUGCAUUCCCCUGCCAAUUUAUCAGCAUUGAGCCUUUCCUUUUCUUCUGCGGUUGUUGAGGCACUAGAUUUAAACUGUUUCCCUGGCUUUUACUUUGAGGGGCUCAUUGAUGUGCUGCACCAGUUCCCUUCCUUGAGGACCCUUAGUGUGGAUGCUGAGCCCCCGGAUGACUUCUUGCGCACUAUCAGCCCUGUGUCCCUGCCUCGCCUCGCCACGCUGGUUGUGUAUCCUCCCAAGAACCCAAGCAUCCGCGCAUGGCUCCACGAACCCGCCAUCCAGGAUCUCCUCAUCAGGAACCCUGAUCUGCACCUGUUCAUUCAUAACAGAAGAAGCAGAGGAGUCUACGCCUGCUUCUGCGUUUGGUGCUCUCGAGGUCAUCGCAGCAGCCGGGCGGACUAUUCAAGGCAACCGGUUUCGUCUCACAAAAGAAAGGCUGGGUGCAACUGCUUUCAAGUAGCUGUGUCGCCCCCUCAGCCCACUGACUAAUCGGGCCUUGCGGUCGAACUCAUUCGGCUGGUGAGUAGUACCUUCCGUAGACUUUGUUUUAAUCAAUGGACAGUGCGCGACAUCGCGCGAAGUGAGUAAUGAAACUUAAGUAUGAUUUCAAAACAUUGUAAAUUCAUUAUUCUGAUGUUCAGCGCACGAUGUGCCUUAUGCUCGAUUUAUAAAUAUUAUGUUUGUUUUCACAUACUGUAUUCUUGCUACAUUUAAAGAGUUACGUUAAAGAUCUUAUCCUUAAGAUCAACACCUGGAAACUAUUAUGGAACCGAAUUUAAUAAAAAUUGUGUACUGUACAA